AUGGGGUGGUUCUGGGGCUCGUCCGACGAUGCAUCGUCUAAUGCCAAUUCAUCCCAAGACCCUCUGCGCGAUUUGGACCCCAGCCUUCGAGACUUCCUCAAAAAGGAAUCGCCCGUGAAAUAUGAACCUUCAGCACCAACUACAUCUCAAGCCCCGGAGCCCAAACCUUUGGCACCAACGCCUCAGUCCGGAGAACAUGCAGAGCCGCAGGUGCCUCCGCAAUCCUUAUACCAAGAUGGCAGAUACGCGCAUUUAUGGAAGUCGUACCGACCGCUAGCCGAAGUUGAGGCAGAAGGGAAAACGGAUCAACAAAAGAUAAUGGAUGUACUGGAAGGCUACAAUCAUCGACGGGCCGAGAUUGGGAGGGUCGCGUUGGAAAAUUGUGCGUUGGAACAGCUGGAGGUCAGCGAUUGCUUCAGAACAGGAGGCUGGUCUGCAAAAACGACUAUGUGUAGGGCAGAGAAUAGGAAAUUUGAGAGAUGUUAUAUGAUGCAAGCGAAAUUUUUAAAAACAUUGGGCUACCUAUCAACCCUCGACCGCCCUCCAGAAGUUGACGAGAAAAUUCAAAUGCAUGCCGACACGUUAUAUCAUCGAAUGUUGGAGCAAGAGAAAGCUAUUGAGGAUGCGAAAGCCGAAGGAAAGCCUGUGCCUUCAUUCCCGCCUCUUCUGUCAGCACCGAAACCCAAGCUUGCAGAUGACGAUAAUCCGCAUAAGCGGCGAGUCGCCGAGAUUGAUGAUCUCAGAGAGAAGGUCCAAAAGCCGUUAAAGAAGAAAUUGGAGGGUCUGACGGGUUUGGAGCGGGAGUUAGAAGAGAGAGCAAUCAAGGCGGAAAUUGAAGCUGCUACUCAAGCUGCGGAGCAAUUAGACGUCAUCAACCGACAACAAGCUGAAGAACGGAAGAAGAGGCAGGAGCAGGGGCGAGAAACCGUUACCGACAGACUAAGGUCUUUAUGGAAUGGCAAAUGA
This is a messenger RNA of Venustampulla echinocandica, 966 nucleotides long. RefSeq lists its product as uncharacterized. The coding region runs from base 1 to 966 and encodes 321 amino acids. NCBI's taxonomy places the organism in Eukaryota, Fungi, Ascomycota, Leotiomycetes, Helotiales, Pleuroascaceae. The transcript has 2 exons. The record is from RefSeq and is a predicted model, not a curated record.